Aspergillus eucalypticola CBS 122712 is the source of this 966-nucleotide messenger RNA. RefSeq lists its product as uncharacterized. The coding region runs from base 1 to 966 and encodes 321 amino acids. The record is from RefSeq and is a predicted model, not a curated record. Gene Ontology annotation, biological process: spliceosomal complex assembly; regulation of mRNA processing; protein phosphorylation. Lineage: Eukaryota; Fungi; Ascomycota; Eurotiomycetes; Eurotiales; Aspergillaceae. Gene Ontology annotation, molecular function: ATP binding; protein kinase activity. The transcript is spliced from 8 exons.
AUGACAUGGAGAUACUGCGUGCAACCUCAAUUAUCCAGACGGCUUCACUACAGUCGUCACCUGUUUACAUGUCCUCUCUGGCCUGUCGAGGAAGAAACCCUGCCAUGGUACUCACCCGAGAUAUUCUAUCCUGUGAGAGUUGUCGUUGGAAAACUGGGCUACGGGGGUUACUCAACCAUCUGGUUGUCCAGGGAUCUGUGCAAAUGUGUCACGCUGAAAGUCUUGGAGUGCAAUUCGCCAGAAGCACAAAGAGAGAUGUCAGCCUACGAUCAUCUGACUUCACUUAAUGUACCUGAUCAUGCUGGUGCCAAGCUUAUCCGGAAAGCAUUAGAUAGCUUCCAGAUCGCAUCCGAGAAGGGCACGUUCGGAUGUCUCGUCCAUCCACCCCUUGGAAUGAGUUUGCACGAAUUCCGCACCCAACUCCGGGCCAGAGCUGGAAUUGUCCAUACAGAUAUCCAGGCAAAGAAUAUCAUGAUGGGAAUUGAAGAUCCUUCUAUUCUAUCUCACUUCGAAGAAGAAGAAAGAUCCAAUCCCAGCCCUCGCAAAUUUGCUGGCGAUCGGGAGAUCUACACAUCCCGGAAUCUUAGAAACACCAAACCUUCUACUAAUCCGAAAUGGCAACAGACCUGGGAUAUUUUCCAACAAGGACAUCUGUUCUACGGCCGAGGUCCUAACCAAAACCCUUCUGAUGCUCAUCAUCUCGCUGAAAUGGUUGCCAUCAUGGGACUGCCACCGAAAGAAAUGGUGCAGAACAGUACAUAUGCAACCACGUUCUUCGACGCCGAGGAUAUUUGGAAGGGAGCUGUUGAGGUCCCUACUGACUCGCUAGAGAAGCUUGAAGGAAAUCUGCAAGGGCAACCACAGCAACUCUCUCUCCGGUUCCUUCGAGAAGCCCUCAAAUGGAUUCCCAAUGAGCGGAAGUCAGCAAGAGAGCUUUUGGCCGAUCCCUGGUUACGGUCAUCAUAA